Molecule: messenger RNA, 264 nt
Organism: Diabrotica balteata
Lineage: Eukaryota; Metazoa; Arthropoda; Insecta; Coleoptera; Chrysomelidae
Source: the annotation of a GenBank genome assembly
AUGUUCAAAUCGUUCGUCCUUUUCUUCUUCGCCGCCGUAUUGGCCUUGGCUGCUGCUGCUCCCCAACCAGUACCUGCACCUAAGGCACAACCAAAACCCUGGUUGUACUCUGCUCCAGUAGCUUACUCAGCAGUCCCAGCUUACUCCGCCUACUCCUACUCCGCCCCUGUAGCCUAUUCAGCCCCUGUAGCCUACUCAGCCCCUGUAGCAUAUUCUGCCCCAGCAGUAUUGGGAUACAGCGGAUACGGAGCCGUCCUAGUGUAA